Molecule: messenger RNA, 621 nt
Organism: Galeopterus variegatus (Sunda flying lemur)
Lineage: Eukaryota; Metazoa; Chordata; Mammalia; Dermoptera; Cynocephalidae
Product: peroxiredoxin-6-like
Biological process (GO): cell redox homeostasis
Cellular component (GO): mitochondrion; cytosol
Molecular function (GO): peroxiredoxin activity
Source: RefSeq, a predicted model, not a curated record
AUGGAUGUCUGCCACAUCCAUUUCCACGACUUUCUGGGAGACUCAUGGAGCAUUCUCUUCUCCCACCCUCGGGAUUUUACCCCAGUGUGCACUAUGGAGCUUGGCAGAGAUGCAAAGCUGGCACCAGAAUUUGCCAAGAGCAAUGUUAAGUUGACUGCCCUUUCCAUAGACAGUGUGGAGGACCAUCUUGCCUGGAGCAAGGAUAUCAAUUCUUAUAAUGGUGAAGAGCCCACAGAAAAGUUACCUUUUCCAAUCAUCAAUGAUAAAAACUGGAACCUUGCCAUGCUGUUGGGCAGGCUAGACCCAUCAGAGAAGGACAAAAAGGGCAUGCCUGUGAUAGCACGUGUGGUGAUUAUUUUUGGUCCUGAUAAGAAACUGAAGCUUCCUAUCCUCUACCCAGCUACCACUGGCAGGAUUUUUGAUGAGAUUCUCAGAGUAGUUAUCUCUCUUCAGCUGACAAUGGAAAAGAGGGUUGCCACCCCGAUUGAUUGGAAGGAUGGUGAUAGUGUGAUGGUCCUCCCAAUGGUCUCUGAAGAGGAAGCCAAAACUUUCCCUAAAGGAGUCAUCAUCAAAGAGCUCCCACCUGGCAAGAAAUAUCUCCACUAUACUCUCCAGCCUUAA